CAAGUCUUUCAACAAAUUGAUUCAUCAAUGGCCGAGAUCCCGUACACGUGCAAGCGAACCGUGGUGAGCACGAAGCCCGUCCAACCGGGGAAGCGCUUCCCCUUGUCGGUCCUCGACCGCCUGAUGGAGCCGAGGCACCUGAGGAUCGUGUACUACUACCGGUCCGGCAACCCGGGCAGGAAAGCAGGGGAAUGGACCAGGACGCUGAGGGAGAGCCUCGCGAGGACGCUCACGAGCUUCCCCAAAGCGACCGGGCGUCUGCAGCGGGACGGCGAAGGGCGGUGGGAGAUCGAGUGCAACGACGCGGGGGUGAGGGCGGUGGAGGCUCGCGCCAGAGGAAGCGUCGAGGAUUGGCUGCGGAACGCGGAGAGGGAGGACGAGUUGAGGCUGGUCCACUGGGAGGAGAUGUUUGACGCUCCAUAUUUCUGGUCCACCUUCUAUGUUCAGAUGACUGAAUUUGAAGGAGGUGGGUUUGCUAUUGGAUUGAGCUGCAUCCAUCUCCUGGCUGAUCCAAUCUGUGCCACCAUGUUCAUCAAGGCUUGGGCAGACAUGACUCUCAAAGCCCAAUUGGCUGCUCCACCAUUGUUCCACCCGCUCCCGAAACGACAACCCGGCCACCAAAACGAACCCAACCACAACACCUCUUUGAUCAACCACUACAAGUCCUCCAUCAACACGCCGAGCCCCGCCCCCGGCGCAAAGUUCGCCACUCUCUCUCUCUCAUUCGCCGAGCCCAUCGUCCGAUCAUGCGUCGCCGCGGCCCAGCCCGUGGACCAGCACGUCCACUGGCCGGGCCUGUCGCCGUUCAAGGCGCUGGCCGGGCUCUUUUGGGCCUGCAUAAGCAAGGUGAGGGGAAACAGAGAGGGCCUUGUGAGCAUGUGUUUGGGCCUAGAUGUGAGAAAACUUUUGGGCCUUGAAAGAGAGUUCUUUGGGAACUGCAUGGUCUACAGUAAUAGUCUUCACGCGGGAGAUAACGAGGAAGACAAUAGUUUGCCAGGAGCAGCUAAGGCCAUAGGAGAGAUCAUGGCGAAAUUGGACAAGAAUGGGGUCAUGGAUCUAAUAGGGUGGUUAGAGCUUAACGACAUUAGCCAUCCCGAGAGUGCUAGAUCCCUUAACUUUCCGGAGCUGCUAUUUCUUAAUCUGGAGGGCAUUGGACCUCAUACGGCCCGUUUUGAACACGCCCAUUCACCGAUUCAGGUCUCCUGUUAUUUCGAGCCACCGUGCGGACAAGGACAGGUUGUGAUCCUUCCUUCUGCAACAGAAGACGCGCCAAUGAGCCGGGUGGUCAUGGUGACGCUUCGGGAGGAUGAACUGGCGAAGCUUUUGGAGGAUGAUCUUCUUAAGAGCUUCAGCCCUACCAUUUUAAUGGGAGUGAACAGGAACAGAGCUUGACUAGUCCAGACUCAAGAGUCAGGAGCGAGCGCUCCUAAGUCAUCUCUAGUUUUCAGUUUCCAUACAAGUUCAUAGAAGUACUCACUUGGAUCAAAACUAGAAACAUGUCAUUGUCAUUUUCACUCUACUUGUGAAAUAAUUUGGGCUGUG
Rhodamnia argentea is the source of this 1542-nucleotide messenger RNA. Its product is annotated as protein ECERIFERUM 26-like. Gene Ontology annotation, molecular function: acyltransferase activity, transferring groups other than amino-acyl groups. The transcript has 2 exons. Lineage: Eukaryota; Viridiplantae; Streptophyta; Magnoliopsida; Myrtales; Myrtaceae. Bases 28 to 1392 code for a protein of 454 amino acids. The record is from RefSeq and is a predicted model, not a curated record.